AUGGCUGAAACAACUGAAAUUUCUAACUUGCAUAAAUCCUGCACCAAAAUCCACAUUUUCUCUGCCUGUUCCCUGGCCCCUAUUUUAACUCUCAAUGAUUGAUUAGCACUCCCCGAUAAACUGAGUCCAUUAAGUUUUGCAGACUCAUCAGUUGUUAACUAUGCUCACAUUCUUUUUCACUUUUACUGUGUUGUAAAUCUACUUAAUCACAACAGAAGCAAGGAAUUGUGUAAAAUACUUUUUACACUACUGCUCAACAUCUGCUAAUAACUAGAUUUUCCUUUCUGAAGUACAGGUCACACACCCAAAUUUUAUUACAUAAAAAAAUACCCAGUCACAGACAUCUCACAGUUGCUUGCGUCUGAUUAAAACCACUUUACUUACUGAGUGCACCACUGACGAUGUCUGGAGAUACAGGCAGCGUUACACAGGCCCAGGUAGGGUCAUUUGCACUAAGUGCUACCCACAUCGCAGCCAUCAGCAGAUGUGGAUCAAUGCUUGGUUUUACAGUUUUGCAUCACUGAAAUUAUGGGGCUCAUAAACAGAGACCUUACUGUCAAUCACAGACCAUUAGUAAAGAAAUUCCUUCACCAACAACUUCCUUGAAUCACUGGCACCACCCUCAAACACACAUGUAAGUACACACCUGCUUCGCUUCACAGCAGAUAAUUGGAGCUUUGAAAUAAUCUGAAACGAACCUGGAAAUGGGACUGGGAUGGAUGCUUUUGCAAAUGAAGAGCACUUUGGAUUAUCUUGGAGGAGUUUUGAAUUUCUAACUUGUUGUUAUUUUACUGAGGUGCGCAUGUCAAACCUGUCAGACUUGGACAGUAUGAUGUUCUGCGGCUAUGCAUUAUAUUUUUUCUUGGCUGGUCAGUGGUUUAAAUAAGCUUAUAACAGCUGAUGCUGGUAUGAUGCCUCUGAUGAAAUGAAGGAUGUUGAUGAAUGAAGGAGUUGAUGGGUAGUAGGUGAGUUUUUUGAGCAAAAGCUGGUCCGUCAGAUUUGUCGAAAAAAGAGAAGAAAUUUAGAGUUUUUACAUUUACAUUUUUUAUUCAGGCAACGUUUUUAGAGCUGAUAUCUAUUUAAUAAUGGGUUUGGAGGGAAUGGAAAUAAUUGCCAUUGCUGUUGUUGUUGGACUUUUUAUUGUUGUUCUCAAACAGUUUGGGAUUUGGGAGCCUUUGUCACUGGAAGACACCAAUGAUGGUGACCUCGAGCUCUCUACGUUGCGGCACCAGCCCGAAGGCCUGGACCAGCUCCAAGCCCAGACCCAGUUCACCAGGAAGGAGCUCCAGUCGCUUUACAGAGGCUUCAAAAAUGAAUGCCCCAGUGGGUUAGUAGAUGAAGAAACAUUCAAAACUAUCUACUCUCAAUUCUUCCCUCAAGGAGAUGCAACCACAUAUGCUCAUUUUUUGUUUAAUGCAUUCGACACGGACAGAAAUGGUUCCAUCCGAUUUGAGGACUUUGUGUUAGGACUGUCUGUUCUGCUUCGAGGCUCUGUUACAGAGAAACUUCGCUGGGCUUUUAAUCUUUAUGAUAUCAACAAGGACGGUUACAUUACAAAAGAGGAAAUGUUAGCGAUAAUGACCUCCAUAUACGACAUGAUGGGCAGGUAUACCUUACCCAGCGUACGAGAUGAUUCUCCCUUUGAGCAUGUGGAGAAGUUCUUCCAGAAAAUGGAUCGAAACAGGGACGGAGUCGUGACAAUAGAUGAAUUCAUAGAAACCUGCCAAAAGGAUGAAAAUAUAAUGGCUUCCAUGCAGCUCUUUGAGAACGUCAUUUAGUUUCUGAAGAGAAAAUUGGACCUUUUGAUGCUUUUGUCAAGCCUCUAAGCCUAAAUAAUGGCAAUUAUCUCCUAAAGAAGAUUUUAUGCAAUAAAACACACAGAACACACAUUCAUAAAAACUUGGUUACACAAUUAUAUUAUCUGUAAAAUUUGAAUAUGCAAAGAAAUGUGUUGCAUCCAACAAAUCUUAUUAAAAGUUGUUUUUGUGCAUGAUAAGGUUUUUUUUUUUAUGUGAAAAGCAUCCUCAUUGCAAGAUGUGCAUGAAUGUUUCCCUCUGGAAUUAAAAAGCAUGUGAUGAAAAAACUAUUUGUAUGCAAACAAAGGGUUUGUUGUUUUUUCUAUGUUCUUGGUAAUGUAAGUGCGUCAGAAUACUUUAUUUCUAAAUAAUACUGUGGUGAUUAAACUUU
Messenger RNA from Girardinichthys multiradiatus, 2187 nucleotides. Its product is annotated as calsenilin-like. The coding region runs from base 1086 to 1778 and encodes 230 amino acids. NCBI's taxonomy places the organism in Eukaryota, Metazoa, Chordata, Actinopteri, Cyprinodontiformes, Goodeidae. Gene Ontology annotation, molecular function: RNA polymerase II cis-regulatory region sequence-specific DNA binding; potassium channel regulator activity; calcium ion binding. The transcript has 8 exons. The record is from RefSeq and is a predicted model, not a curated record. Gene Ontology annotation, biological process: negative regulation of transcription by RNA polymerase II; regulation of potassium ion transmembrane transport. Gene Ontology annotation, cellular component: voltage-gated potassium channel complex; nucleus.